AUGAUGCUCAUUCUAAUAGCUGCUCUCAUCUUGCAGAUCGCUGUGCUGCUAAUAUCCCCGCUAUUCAAAUACCAAUGGCCAUUCUCCCUCUACUACAAAUACGUCUUUCUUCCUUUGUUUCAAGAUAAUGAUAGGUUUCGUUGGAAAUUCUACCUAGUGCCACUGUUCUAUUCCUCUAUAUAUUUGGGAGUUGUACAUCUAGCCAUUAAGAAUGUGAUACCACAGUUGUCUCCAGGACUUAAUUUCUUUGAUUAUUGGUUUUUUAUACCUUUCUUCAUCGUUUUGACUCCAGCAACAGGUAUAUUGGCGGCUAUAAUAGGACCUGAGACCACAAAAAGUUGUAAGAGGAGGAAUAUUGAUAAGUUCAGAUACGAUAAUCUACUGUUUUAUCCCAACAUCAACUGUCGUACUUGUCAACUUCCUAAACCUGCACGUUCUAAGCAUUGCAACGUGUGUAAUCAAUGCGUUCUUGCGGUAGAUCAUCACUGCAUAUGGAUCAACAAUUGCGUCGGAUUGGGGAAUUAUCUGUACUUUUACCUGUUCCUGGUUCUAAACUCUUUAUCGAUGUCAUAUGCAUUCAUUAGAAGUAUGUCUAUCGUUGGGCUAAAGCCCAAUAUAAAAUACCCAAGAUCGAUCUUAGCAUUUAACCUGCUGACUGGAUGCUUUGCAUUGAUCUGUAUAGUAUUCACAUAUCUGCAAUUAUGCAUGGUUAGAGAAGGUAUGACUACAAAUGAGAAGGAUAAGUGGUUUACAAUUCACGAAUAUAUGAGGGAGAAGAGAUUAGUUAAAAGUAGUAGUGGCAAAUGGUACUACGAUUUGACCGAUCGAUUGGAUCUACCUACAGAUCAACACGAAUUUUUCAGUACGAAUCCCUAUGACGGCAGACUUUACAGAUUGCAGAGCUACACGUUAAUAGAGGAUGCAGAACGGAUCAACAACAUCUACGACGAGGGAUCAUUCAUGGCCAACUUAAGGACCCUAUGCUUGACUUAG
This is a messenger RNA of Zygosaccharomyces rouxii, 993 nucleotides long. RefSeq names its product palmitoyltransferase SWF1 (gene SWF1). Gene Ontology annotation, biological process: peptidyl-L-cysteine S-palmitoylation; protein targeting to membrane. Gene Ontology annotation, molecular function: protein-cysteine S-palmitoyltransferase activity. Bases 1 to 993 code for a protein of 330 amino acids. The transcript has a single exon. The record is from RefSeq and is a predicted model, not a curated record. NCBI's taxonomy places the organism in Eukaryota, Fungi, Ascomycota, Saccharomycetes, Saccharomycetales, Saccharomycetaceae. Gene Ontology annotation, cellular component: Golgi apparatus; endoplasmic reticulum.